AAGUUGUACAGUUGAAACGGAUAUAAACAUAUAUAAACAUAUAUAAAUAUAUAUAUAUAAAUAUAUAUAUAUAACCAUAUUAAUUGUAUUACAAAGAUGCUUCGAAGGAUCAGUGGUAUUAGAUCAUUUUCUUCAGGGGCUAUAAGAUAUAGUGUUCGUCAUGAAGGUGGAUUUCGUAAUACUGAUUCCGAUAUAGAGAGUGAUGAAAUUAUAACGAGUAAUAAUCCUUGGUCUCCUACAUUAUAUAAUGAUAUCGUUUCUAUACGAAAACCAGGACAAUUAUUCGAUACUAAACUUCCAGAUAAUUAUAGAUUAUCUUAUCAAGCUUUAUAUGAAGCUCCAGGUUCUAAAUAUGUUUCUAUGUUAAAGAGAUUAACAUUAAGUUUUUCAGUUCUUGGAUUAUAUGGAGCCAAAUUAUUUUAUGAUUCAGCACAAUUCGAAGAUAUUUAUGCUAUAGCAACAUUUUUUUCAUGUUCAGCACCAGCAGUAUUUGUUCAAUAUAAAACAAAGGAUUAUGUUACUAGAAUAUUUCGAUUAUAUAAUAAAGAUUUACCUCAAACUUUAGAAAAUUUAGUUAAAGAUGAGAAUUUAAUUAUGGAAAAGUUGAACUUUUCUGGAGGUAGAACUUAUAAUGAAUUAUUAAAAGUAUCUGGUAAUAAAUCAUUAAUAGUUCUGGAUCCACCAAAAUUUCCUUUACUUAAUGCUUAUGGAAAUUGGGAAGAGAUUGAUCCUGAAUCAAAUAAAAAGAGACAUUAUUAUGUAGUAGAUAAUAUUGGAGGUUUAAAGAUGGAUAGAAUUUGGGGUAUAUUAGAGCAUAAUAGGGGAAUUAAUAAUGGAAGGUGAGCCCUCCCCCACUAGGAGUGGAGUGGACUGCACUGCACGACAUUCUUGUUUAAUUUUAUGUAUUAAUACCAAGAAAUAUUACUUGUAAAUAUAUAUCUGCGAAAUUUGAUAUAGCCACCCAAAAUAAAAAAGUGCGCCGU
Scheffersomyces amazonensis is the source of this 983-nucleotide messenger RNA. RefSeq lists its product as uncharacterized. The transcript has a single exon. The coding region runs from base 97 to 843 and encodes 248 amino acids. NCBI's taxonomy places the organism in Eukaryota, Fungi, Ascomycota, Pichiomycetes, Serinales, Debaryomycetaceae. The record is from RefSeq and is a predicted model, not a curated record.